AUGGCAAUUAUUUCUUUCCACCAUGCCAGAAUGCUAGUCAUUUUUUUCAUGCUACAACUUUCAAGCUCUUCUAAUGCAACUACCUCAAAAUUAGUAGGAUUUUCUACCCGUCUCAUUCAUCGGGAUUCAAUUGAAUCGCCAUUUUAUCUGGAAAAUCUCAACGAUACAACUCGUAUGGCCGAUGUACUACGUGGCUCUGAGUCCCGCUUGUCUCAUUUCAAUCAUAUCUUAGAACUUUCCAAUAACAAAGCAAAGAAAAAUAAUGGUACAUAUGUGAGAAUUAUGCCGACUUAUUCGACGUACCUCAUGGAGAUUUCCAUUGGAACACCACCAAUCAAGCAGUUCGUGGUCCUGGACACCGCAUCCGAUGUCACAUGGACCCAGUGCCUCCCAUGUGUGAAUUGUCACGAGCAAGAGCAAAUCAUGUUUAAUUCCAAAAAGUCAUCUUCUUAUAAGGUAUUAUCAUGUGGCUCGGAUCAAUGUAAGGAUUUGGGGGAAGAUCGUGUUUGUAAUGAUCUCCGAGAAUCAGAAUGUAGAUAUAAUAUAUCAUCCUAUGUUGGCAAGGCAAGCAGUUCGGGAGAACUAGCCUUGGAGACAUACAAAUUGGGCAGCACUUCGUUCCCGAAUAUGGUUUAUGGGUGUGGGAAUUACAAAAAUAGCAUGAGUAUUGAAAAAGCUUCCUCCGGUGUCUUUGGACUUGGAAGUGGGCCUCUCUCGUUCAUUGGUCAGCUUCGCGAAUCUUUGGGUAGAAAGUUCUCAUACUGCCUAGUAUCUCAUUCAAAACGAAAUUUAAGAAGAAAGUUCACCUUAAGAAAUUUAGGAAGCAAGCUCAACUUCGGCACUAGUGCCAUCGUGUCUGGGCGCGGAGUGGUGUCCACUCCCUUGGUCACCAAGCCUUCCUCACCAUUAUAUUAUCUCACAUUGGAAGCAAUCAGCGUCAACAAUAAGAGAAUUCCAUUCACAAGAUUAAACAGAUCCAUGGAAGAAGGGGGAGUUGAUAUUAUUGAGGAGGGUAACAUCAUAAUAGACUCAGGCACGCCGAUAACUUAUUUACCGACCAAUAUUUACGAAACUCUGAAGGAUGAACUUAAAAGGUCGAUUCAUGCCGACUCAAUUCAAGUGCCAGAAAAUCCUGGGUUGCUUUGCUAUGUAAACAACAACAAAAUCAGUAUUCCCUUUGUCACCUUCCAUUUUCAUGGUGGUGCUAACUUAACUUUACCAAGUACGAGCACUUUCAGUUCAACAAAUGGUUAUUUGUUUUUGACAAUGUCACCCUCUAAUAAGGCGGCCAUAUUUGGAAACUUUUUGCAAAUGAACUUCUUAAUCGGCUAUGAUAUUGAUAUUGGGAAAGUCUUUUUCAAACCAACUCAUUGUUUGAGUUGGUGGAGGAGAUCAGAGGGUUCAGAUCAGGAGUGGAGCAUGGACCCAUAA
Molecule: messenger RNA, 1431 nt
Organism: Impatiens glandulifera
Lineage: Eukaryota; Viridiplantae; Streptophyta; Magnoliopsida; Ericales; Balsaminaceae
Product: aspartic proteinase CDR1-like
Exons: 1
Coding region: 1-1431 (476 amino acids)
Biological process (GO): proteolysis
Cellular component (GO): extracellular region
Molecular function (GO): aspartic-type endopeptidase activity
Source: RefSeq, a predicted model, not a curated record